This is a messenger RNA of Cryptotermes secundus, 2726 nucleotides long. RefSeq lists its product as uncharacterized. The record is from RefSeq and is a predicted model, not a curated record. The transcript is spliced from 15 exons. NCBI's taxonomy places the organism in Eukaryota, Metazoa, Arthropoda, Insecta, Blattodea, Kalotermitidae. Bases 161 to 2299 code for a protein of 712 amino acids.
AAGACGUAUCAGGCAGUGGAAAGUUUUUAGCGUUUUCAGUGAUUUAUGGUGCUAUUAAUAGUGGAAGAGCUGUGGUUGAAUGAGAAUGUAUGUACCAGUGCAUAUAUCCUGUAGUUGUGGGUGUUAAUAACGGCAGUCAACAAAAUGGUUGGAUCUGAAGAUGCCAGAAGGAACUGCAAUAUCGACAUCGGCCCCGAAGUUCAGGGACCAGACCGACUGUGGGGCUCACGCAGCCGCCCAUCCAGUGGACGGUGGGGACAGAGCGGCCGAUAUGUUCCGGUUUGUGAAGGGCCAGCGAAAAUUAAUGUCAAGCAUGACAUUCACAUUCCAUAUCCGUCGACUUAUGUAUGGAUUCCUACUAGUGGGAUGUUUGUUUAUAGUGUUCCAAAUUGUACGGCUGCAGCGGGGUGGUGGCUACUUUGAUGAUGUGGACAGAACAUCCAGGCUGAAGCAGAUAAACCUCAUGCUCCACUCAUCAUCAGCAGAGACCUGGAGAAAACUCUCAGCUGGAGGCCAGGCAUGUCGACACCCUCAUUUGGAGGUGAACAGUCCAGAGAUAAUGAAGUUCAUUAAGUCGGUCCCUCCAAUUCAGUGUGGAAAUGACACUGACUGGGUGAAAGUUAAUGGGAGUACUGUCUUCAUCACAGAUGAGGCUCGGGCAAGGCAUGGCGACAUUCAGUGUGCUUUUACAGAUAUACUUAGAGUGAAUGACCACAGCACACAUGAUGGAGUUACUACACAGACACACACUGAAUACAACCUGGAGGAAAGUGACUUUGUUCGUGUUCUCUGCAAGACAAGUAAAGGAGAAACAUGGAGUAACAUAAUGCCCGGAAUUCGCCAUGACCAAGAUGUCUUGGAUCGUACAGGUUGGGAUAAGCUCCCACAUGAUGCCUUGCGACUGAACGUAUUGAUGUUUGGUUUUGACUCCUUGUCACGUAACAUGUUUAUUCGUCAUCUACCACGCACGUACCAUUACCUCCAUGAGACUCUUCAAAUGAUUGACUUGCGUGGCUACAACAUUGUUGGGGAUGGAACUCCACAAGCCCUCAUACCAAUUCUCACAGGGAAGACUGAACUUGAACUUCCAGAAACAAGAAAGCGAAUGGGAGAAAAGGCUUCAUUUGUUAACAUAUAUCCCUUUAUAUGGAAGAAAUAUCAGGAGAAUGGAUAUGUGACAGGAUACUUGGAGGAUUGUCCUCAUAUUGGAACCUUUACCUACCGGUUGAAAGGAUUUGACUCUCCACCAACUGAUCAUUAUGCACGGACUUAUUACAUUGCUUCUACCCAAGAAUACAGCCAUCACAAGAAAUACUGCAUGGGUUCUAUACCUCGUCAUAAGGUUGUGAUGAACCAUGUCCAGGAUUUCUUCAAAGUCUAUCGUGAAAAGCCUAAGUUCAUGUUCAGUUUUCAUACUGAACUCUCUCAUGAUUCACAUAAUCUAAUUGGUGCUGUUGAUAUGGAUAUGCUGGAAUGGCUUCAGGCAAUGACUGAAGAGGGCCACCUUAAUAACACGUUAUUAAUUAUAAUGAGUGAUCAUGGCCCACGCUUUGCAGAUAUUCGUAACACACAACAAGGCAAGCAAGAGGAGCGUUUGCCAAUGUUUGGAUUUGUGUUCCCACCAUGGUUCCAACGCGCUUACCCCCAUGCAAUCGUUAACAUCAGGCGCAACAGCCAGCGUCUUACUACGCCAUUUGACAUAUACCCUACACUCAAAAAUGUACUGCAUUACCAAGGUGCAGGAAAGGGAAAUAUUAAGGACAGAGGCAUAAGCCUUUUCAAGCAGGUUCCAUUGGAAAGAACGUGUGCAGAUGCAUAUGUUGAGCCACAUUGGUGUGCUUGCCUUGACUGGCAGGAAAUUAAUCUACAGGAUAGAUUUGUGGUCAGAGCUGCAGAGGCAUUUGUAGAUUUUAUUAACAAGUUGACAGAAUCAUACCGUGAUAUUUGUGCUGAGCUACAUCUGGAACGCAUUCAGUGGGCAGCAAAGUUGGUGCCCAAUGAAGGGCUUCUCAGGUUUCACAAGAAUGCUGAUAUUGAUGGCUUUGUGGCUGAUUUGUCAGCACAUACAGUAGUGACACAAGAAAUGUAUCAGUUGAAGGUCUCCACAAUGCCAGGUGGUGGCUUGUUCGAAGCUUCAAUGAUGUAUGAUGUAACAGAUGGCAGCUUUACCGUCAGAAUCUCGGAUGUGAGCCGGAUCAACCGUUAUGGGUCAGCUGCACAUUGUGUAGAGCACUCACAACAUCACUUACGUCCAUACUGCUUUUGCAAAGCACCUCCACCACAACCACCAAAAGAAUAGGGGAACCUGUAACUUGUGAUAAAGAAUGUGCAACUAGUGAAUGUAUUUAUGGAAGCAAUGAAUGAGAAAACAGAUGAGAUUAUUAAAAAUGGUCACAAUUGGCUGUGAUAAUGGACAGCACAGAGGAAUCUAUUUGUGUUGUUCUAAUAUGGUUCUCAUUUUUGAAUGACAGAUAUAGGGGUUAGAUUAGAUCUCUUUUUUUUUAUUGUGGUUUGACUCAUCUCUAUUAUGUACUUCCCUGUAUUGGAAAAGGCUGAUGUUUGUUCCUUUAUUAUUUAACUGAUAAGUAAUGGUGUAAGAACAUAGUUCAAAGAGUUCUGUUUAAGGUACUAAAUGUAAUUGGUGUGUGCAGUUGACGUGCUACUCUAGCAUAUUUGAUCUCAUCAUACCUUUCUGCUUGUUGAUUUCCCUCCCAGAGGUGAUGAAA